This is a messenger RNA of Fonsecaea nubica, 4641 nucleotides long. RefSeq lists its product as hypothetical. Bases 1 to 4641 code for a protein of 1546 amino acids. The transcript is spliced from 4 exons. NCBI's taxonomy places the organism in Eukaryota, Fungi, Ascomycota, Eurotiomycetes, Chaetothyriales, Herpotrichiellaceae. The record is from RefSeq and is a predicted model, not a curated record.
AUGGACUCAGAUGCCAUUUAUACAGAGGAUGCCGAGAAUAAAGUGCCAGUGCUUGACCCGGUCUUUCCACCAUCCCCCCCUCGCCCUACAGCUGCUGGUGCGCCGGACAUCAACACAUCGCAGUCUGGUGGUCCCGUAGCCCCCCGGACUGUCCCGUAUGUGACGCCAGACGACAAAUUCGCACAGGGGGAAGAUGGCAAGACAUAUUUCACGCGACCGAACCGCUACUUCGGCCCCGCGUCUACGUGGAACUCUUGGACGAAGGUGGAAAGGACAGUGGCUCUGAGUCUGGACCGUGUCCGCAGCCAGGACCUCAGCAUCCACCUCCUCGACGCUUUCGGACUGAAGCGUAAGCUGCGGCAAGAAGGAGGGGGAGGGAGGGAAGCAAAGCGCAGUAAGAAGUGCAAGGAGAGAGCGUCGUCGGUCCUCUCCGCGACGUCGAGGGACGAUGAGGACGAGGCUAAUCAGGCACGACGCACUGGAGGGAGAAAUGGACUGGCCAGAUCCUGGACAGCUUGGCCAAUGCCUCCUGAUCAGGUUCCUCGGGAAGAAUUGUUGCCCCGAAUGGAGGGAGACGGCGGGUAUCGCAUGGCAGUCGACUCGCGACCUAGUGCCAACCUUGAAGAAUGGCUGGUUGCCACCGCUACGAGGAUCGCUCGAGAACGAUGGAAUGAGAGGCGCUGGGAAAACCUAUCCACGACCGGCGCAUCACAGAGGGAUAUGAAAACCGACCAUGGAGAGGCUGAGGUGGACGUGCCCGAGGAUCAAGGAGAUGUGGAAGAGACAGAGAGUCCGGACUCGCCAGAAGCCGCAGAAGAGCCGGUGUUCUACUCCCAACCGUUUCCGUUCUACGAUGAUGAUGCAGAGCAGGCGUCCGUUGCAGGUAAAGAAGAAAGCGACAGUGAUACGAGUGAGAUGGAGCGACGCCCUGUUCCACUUGCGGACGACGAAAAGGCGCGUGAAUACUUUCUUCCUAGCGCGCGACAUAUCCUAAGCAAAGUCGAUGAUUUGCUGCUUGGUCUUCAUAAAGCUAGGUACGCAUACGCAGUCAAGCCACAAAGCAAACGCAGGGCGAAAUACUCUCACAGUCCCGAAGACGACACAAGCGACUUCGCCCGGGGAAGAAGCGGUUCGCGUCCUGCUGCUAAGCAGAGGGCACGUUCGGCGUCCGUAUUUACCGACGUAUCGAGCGCGUCGGUCCCCUCUGCUGCCUCUGGUGCACGGUCCCGAAGGGUCGAGAAUCUCGGCUUACGCGAUUGGAGCGAUGUGAUGGGCAUGGCUAGCCUGACAGGAUGGGAUCCCGCAGUUGUGGAACGUGCAAGUCGGCGAUGUGCAAAGCUGUUUGACGGGAACAUGCUGUACCGCACUUUCUACGAGGGAGAGGGCAAGGAUGGGAGUGAAUCACACUUUACGGAACACCUUGCUUAUGAGUCUGAAAGUCAAGCGCCAUCUCGGAUGGGAGAACGAGAAGCAGAAUCCACCGAGGACGAAGACCCUGCGAAAGGUGUCAGGCGACGAAAGCCGAAUGUCAGCCCGCCAACGGCGAACAUGGAGGAUCAAGAACGUGCAGAAACUGCCAAGAAAUGGGUAAUGCAUGCUCAGGAAUUCAAGUCGAAAUGGUCAAGAACGAUCGAAUUUGUCCACAUCAAUCUUGUCCGAGACACAAGGCAAAGAGGUGGUUCAUGGGCGGUCAAGAAGACGCCAGAUUCGCGCAGUGCUAGUAUCAGCGCCAACAGCGCCAAUCUCGAGUUUGACACCGACAGAGAAUCAGACAACGACCCGGAGCACCGGAUCCUCUGCCCUGUCCCAUCAUGUCCACGAGCACGAGUGCCUUUUUCAAAGGGCAAGAAACUCUACGAACACAUACGACGGAUGCAUCCAGAUAUGGACGUCGAUGAAGUCAAGAAGAGCUAUGUCGCCUUGGAUACAUCUCCUCAAGAAGCCACGAACGCUUCAACGUCCUCGAAACCAAGCGUCCGUCAGUCGAGGAUUUACAAAAGACGCCGUGAGAUGCAGUCAUCGACUAGUCAACCCGAAGAUGAGGACUACCCACGUGUGAAAAUCCACGUAGACAGGAUGGAGCCCUUGGUCUCACGGCUGGCCCGAGAGCGAGAGAGGCGAGGGACGCAGGUUGACGUACUUGCAAAUGCCUCUCACCAAACCCAGAGUAACACCUUGACGUUCCUGGGCAACUCUACAGAGCUUGAUCCCACAUCAUAUCUGGGUUGGGGACACGAAUUUAAUCCUACAUUCGACCUAGAUGCAGAAUUGGGUCUUACUGACGGAAAUGCAUAUGUCAAUGCCUUGAAUUUCGACCUGGGUUUCGAGUUCGCGAAUAUGAACGGCUUAUCCGCCGAUACUCAGCAAUAUGACUCUACUCAGUUCCAGCCACAGACCCUGCCGGAGCGAGGAAUAGCGACCGGAAUAGCAGCCUCGGGCAUGUUCAAUUCUCACCAACCAAUCCCACAAUUACAGCAGUAUCCUCAAGAAUCAAUCAAUGACACAGGAGAUGUCUGUGCCCCAACCACGAUGGCUUUGGAGGAGCAUUGCAAGACACUCAGUCCCUUGCUUUCACAGCUGUUCAACAACGAGAUGUUUACACAGAACACGGCCUGUAUUUCUUCCAUCCUGGCCCAAAAGGUUGAGUUCAUGAGCUUUUCAGACCUUACCAAGUGUGUCGACAGCACGGAUGCUGAAAAGUUGCUCUCGACCAUCUCCUCCGAACCACACGUGCACGAGGUGCUAGAUAUUUCUGUGAAGUGGUGGAUCGCGUGGCGAGACCAGGCGGUGGCGAUGCAGGAAUUCUCCCCCUUUGGCAAGGAUGACCAACAACAGACUCAGGCCCAAGGGAGUUCGACGUUGGGGAGCUGGGUGCCGGGCACGCAAAUAAGGGCCAAUGCCUCUCCAUUGUCUCACAUAUGGCCAGGUUCUACUAUCACGUCUCGUACGAUGACCCAUUCUGACGAACCUCUGUCCUUCCGGGAUUUCGUACUCACCAAACUGUCCCGCACGCACGAUCUCGUGUCGCUAGCCACAGGACUCCUUUGUAUUGCCCUGUCCCUCUACCAAUUACGCCCUGGCGUCGACGAUCAGAAGCUGAACAUCUCUACAUCCCCUUCCGAACUAGCCGACCGAAUAACGCUUGUCGUCGAUAUGGUCGUUCUCUCUCCCGCGGCCCAGCAAAAACACAAACAUGACCCCGGCAUCCUGUUGCUCCUGAUGAUACGUGCCAAGAUGUACGCCGAGAGCAAUCAAUUGCGCAAGUCCUGGUUGAGCACACGCAGAGCUUUGGAAAUCGCGCAGGAGAUCGGAUUCGCAGAGCCCAAGAUACCAGCUGACGCGGGCGAGUUUGCGCCGAAGAUGUGCGGGCAGCAACUAACCCAGCUUUUCAACAGGCAGCGGUUUAUCGGCUCCAUCAUGGAGCUCGAUCGACUCAUGAGCAUGACCCUGGGCUUUCCCCACGCGGAGGACGUCAAAUUCACGGACCGUCUGGCAAUGGCCGUGUUGAAGGGCCAGACAUCCAGUCGAGACGGGGCAUCGUUGUCCGUGGAAAUCAAAAUGCGCGCUUUCAGGCGUGUCGUGUCCAUUGCUGCAGGCCGAGUGAACGACCGCAACGCGACUUCUGACCCGGAUCCAGUGAAACUCCAGACCACAAUGGAGAUCCAAGCAACGCUGGAUGAAGUAGCAGCAGCUAUGCCUCCGGACUGGUGGAACGUGGAAUCACACCUUGGGGUUUCCGAUUCGUUUCGGGCGCACGAAAAUCUCCUUGCCCAGAUGUGGUUCUGGCAAGUCCAGGCCUUCCUCCAUCUGCCAUUUAUGCUCAAAGUCGAUCCGAAUAUCGUUGCACAGAACCAACACCCCGGCAAGUACAUUACGCCGGAUCCAUACGCGGUGAACAAACAUCUCUGUAUGCAAGGCUGUCGCAGCAUGCUUCGCAUCUUCAACUUGCUCCGUUCCGAUCCAUCCCUCGCCGUCUACAUCUGCAGCUGCGAAGAUUUCCAGGGACUGUUCAGUGCGUGCAUCCUCAUGGUAGGCCUGUUGAUGCGCUUGUCAUACUGUUCGGAGCCUCGGUCUCAACUAGGAUCCGUGGGGAUGGGAAACAUCAGCGACGACCUCGCUCUCAUCGAAGAGAUCAAGGACGUCUUCCGGUACCGCGCGACCCAACAGGGCGGCAGCAUCAGUAGACAGGGCCUCAAAGUCUUGCGGGAGCUGGGCUCCUUCCUGUACGAAGACGUCGACUCUCUCCAGGGCGCCGAUGUGAAGCACCGGACCGUGGUCCUCCCGUACUUUGGGGCAAUCCAUCUCGAGUUGAGGCCGCCGCGACUCCUGUGCCGCAAAUCCACUGGCAAGGCCAACAGGUCACAGCAAUGCAGGGUUCCGGAAUUGAACACAGAGACACCACAAAUGGAAUCUCAGAGCUCGUCAGAGCCAGUUUCCGACGAGGGAUUUGGGCCGACAUAUCCCGAACCGUUUGACUCUACUGCCUACCUACCGAGCUCUGCUUGGGAUGUACCAGGCAGUGCUGAUGCGGACGACGCGACUUUCCAGUUGUCCGUGGAGCCCGGAGCGAGUUUGGAUUGGGAUCGCUUUCUCUUUGGGAGCGAGCUGGCUCAGAGUUGGAGCGCUGAGGUGCCUGAAUGA